Messenger RNA from Ambispora gerdemannii, 356 nucleotides. Lineage: Eukaryota; Fungi; Glomeromycota; Glomeromycetes; Archaeosporales; Ambisporaceae. The record is from the annotation of a GenBank genome assembly.
GACCUACAGAUGAUCUAUCAAAAAUUAUCGGUGCGGGGAUACUUUUGUCGGGCACUGUAAUUGUCGCGUUUCAAUUGAGCUCAACAUCCAGUAUAUUUGGGUUUGAGGAUGGAAAAAUUGUUAGUCAACUUUUACAAGAAUUUUUGUGUCAAAUAUUGGAACAUGACACAAGUUACGCUGGAAAUGGAUUUCAGUCAAGUCUAGUAAAAAAUUCACGAAACCAAUUUUUCAAUUAUUACAUCUCAAAGGGGUAUGGAAAAUAUAAAAAACUGGUGCUUCGCCUGCAGCUGCACAUGAUCAAAUUAUUCAAAAAAAAAGAAAAAGUCACCAUGGUGUUCAGUUAUGAAUUGGAAUGA